Molecule: messenger RNA, 1041 nt
Organism: Panicum hallii
Lineage: Eukaryota; Viridiplantae; Streptophyta; Magnoliopsida; Poales; Poaceae
Exons: 4
Coding region: 1-1023 (340 amino acids)
Source: RefSeq, a predicted model, not a curated record
AUGCGCGCGGCGCGCAGCGGCGUGCAUGGGCGAGCGGCGCCAGAACGAAAGCGGCGGCUGCAGUUGGUGCGCGCGGGGGAGGAGCGGUGUGCGCGGCGGCGGCGCAGAGAAGCGCGCGGCGCAAGCGCGCUGAAGCAGGCGUCAGCGGGCGUGCGUGCGGCAGAAGCACGCGCAAGAGAGCAGAGGAGCAGUAGCGGCGGGUUGGGCAGCAGUUUGGUUGCAAACAGCACGGCGUCCAAGGUUUCCUUCCAGGAUUCGACCACGUCGAGUGCUCGGCGUGGGGCGGCGGAGGCCACAGAUAGUGAUGCGGCUACGCUUUUGGCGAGGCGAGCCGGAAGGAGAAGUGGCGAAGCGAAGGUGGUGGUUAUAGCGCGGCGAAUUCGGAAGGAGCAGCUGCGCGGGUGUGCCGGCCGUGUUUCAGCGGCACACGUGCGUGAGCAGAGAAGGCUUAGCCGUGAGCAGGAAAACCCUGAGGUUCGCAAAGGAGUCGGCAUAGCGAACCAAUCCUGCCCUGUCGGCUUCUUCCAUGAGUCUACGACAUCCAGCAGCUCUUACCCUUCAUCGAUCGUCCGAGCAAGACCACAACACCUCAAGAAAACUUCUGAACCCCCAUCGAGUUUUUUCAGAUCCCUUCGCCACAACAUCAUCGCCGUGGCAAAGUCGACUAUCGUCGCCACGGAUCACCGUGAGGAAUACCCCUCCGGUCAUUCUUCACCCACUACAAUCCCCUGGCAAGUUUCUUCGUCACCCACGAAAUCUCGUCACCGUCAAGUACUUCUCAUCGUCGAUUCUGUUCAUCGCGGGAAUUCAUUUUCCACCCAUUCUCCUUCACAACUAAGGUUAACCCAAGAUACGACUACUUCCGCAAACAGUACCUACAAGAUCUCUCAGGAGUCUGCAGAAGAUAUUCCUAAAGACCAAGUGAAUGUCACCAAGGGAUUAUCUGAAGCCCCGAACCAAAGUUCGGAAGUUACAGUACUAACAUCCCUGACUUCAGCCCCACCAGUAAAGGUAAUGUCUUGAAGACCCUACUCUUCCCUU